Schistosoma intercalatum is the source of this 1872-nucleotide messenger RNA. The record is from the annotation of a GenBank genome assembly. NCBI's taxonomy places the organism in Eukaryota, Metazoa, Platyhelminthes, Trematoda, Strigeidida, Schistosomatidae.
AUGACUAGUAAUCAUAAGCCUUCUGAUGAUAACUAUAUGGAUUCGAUGUGUAUAGGAAUUUCAAAAAUAUUGCAUCAGAGUCAUUCUGACGAGAAUCCUUCAUCUGUUGAUGUUUCACGUCCUUCAGUUUCUAACGAUAUCGAUAGUGACCCAUAUUUCCAAAUUCACGAGGCUUCACGCACUACUGGAAUGUUAGACAUUAAUCCGAAAUGUAUGGUGAAGGAUUCUAAACACGGAAUUCGUCUUAGUAGUCGAAGACGCGGUUCAGAUAUCAGCAAAAAGGCUGUCUUUGUCCAACCCCAUGAUGGAAAGUUGUUCAAAGUUGUGUCAAAACACAGUAUGAAGAAAGCAAAACCUCCCGAUAUUAGCAAGGAAGUUGCUCAAUGUCGAGAGUCCCAUAACGACUACCUUGACUUUUCUAAUAUGAAUCUUCAACAGAUUCCAAAUGCAAUUUUCAAAGAUUUAUCCUUUAUAAAAGAUUUAUUUCUGUAUGGUAACAAAUUAACCACACUACCAAGCAGUAUCAGUCAUUUGACAAAUCUAAAACGACUGCUAUUGCAACAAAACUGGUUAACAGCAUCUGGCAUACCAAAUGAAAUAACGAAACUGACUAAUCUGGAACAAUUAGAUCUACGUUACAAUCGUUUGGAUGGUCCUCUUCCUACAUGUAUAUGUGGUUUAUAUAACUUGGAACAUUUACUUCUCACAUACAACAAAUUAACCCAUAUUGUAGACGAAAUAAAAUAUUUAAAACGCUUAUCUGUAUUGGUUGUAAGCCGUAAUUUGAUUCGACAAGAUUUGCCUAGUUCUAUCGGUGAACUAACGAAAUUGGUAAAAUUGGAUUUAUCCUUUAAUCAUAUCACCUUCUUACCUGACAGUAUCGGAAAGUGUACAUCCUUACGCGAUCUAAAUCUUCAACAUAAUCAACUGACAAAACUACCUGACAGCAUAGGAAACCUGGUAAACUUAUGUAGAUUAUCUAUCAAAUAUAAUCAGUUGGUGGAAAUUCCGGCAAGUCUAGCUAACUGUGUGAAACUUGACGAAUUUAAUGUGGAAAACAACCAAUUGUCUUCACUUCCUAAUAAUUUACUAUCAUGUUUACAUAAUCUACUAAAUAUCACCCUGUCAAGAAAUUAUUUUGCAAACUUUCCCUCUGGUGAUCCACAACAAUUUCAGAUGUGUUAUACUAUCAAUAUGGAUCAUAAUGAAAUUACAAACAUUCCAAAAUCUGUAUUUAGUUUGGCUUCAAAUUUGAUUAAAUUAAAUUUACGUGAUAAUGCAUUAGACAGUUUAAUUGGUCCAGACUUGCAUGAAUUAAAAACCUUAGUUGAACUGGAUUUGGGCUCUAAUCAUUUGACAGAAUUACCUACGGAAAUCAAUAAACUUGUUGCUCUUGAAGUACUACGAUUAAACUAUAAUCAGUUAUCUUCUCUACCUGAUGAAAUUACACAGUUAUCGAAACUACGUAUUCUGGAUUUGGAAUCAAACUUAUUGGAAUCUUUACCAAAUGAUUUAUCAGGUUUAACAUCAUUACAAGAAUUAAAUGUUCUAUGUAAUAGAUUAAAAACAUUUCCUGCAAGUAUUGGACAACUUACCAAAUUGAAAGUGAUUAUGGCCGGUGAAAAUGAUAUUACUGAUAUACCUGUUGAAAUAGGUAAUAUACCGACACUUCACGACCUACAUUUGAAUAAUAAUCCGAAUUUGAAUAGUUUACCUGCUGAACUCUCACUAUGUGGAAAAUUGAUUAUAUUGAAUUUAGAAAGUUGUCCAUUACGUGCUUUACCUGAACCAAUAGUUCAAGGUGGUUCUGCCAUGAUUAUCUAUUUCCUUCAACAAGUGCUACAGUUACGACGGCAACAAAAUAUCUUAUAA